ACAACAACAAACUAGAUUUUUUAUUAUAAUAUGGUUUAUUUAUUCAAAAAUUGAUAAUGAAGCAUCGAAUCACACCACUGCGGUUCAUACAGAAAAAUUGGCUUCUAGUGGGUAUACUGAUAUGCAUAUUACUAGCUGGAAUAUAUCCUGAACUUGGAUCCAAAGAAGGACCUUUACGUACUGAGUAUACUGUUAAAUAUGGAGCCGUUUUUCUAAUAUUUUUUAUAAGUGGAUUGUCUUUGAAAACUGAAGCAAUUUUCCAUACAUUCCAAAGGCACAAGUUGCAUUCCUUCAUACAGAUUUUCACAUUCAUAUUCAUUCCAAUAUUUACACAAGCUUUUAUCAGAAUAGUAUCAAUUUUCAGAGUGAAUGUUUGGAUACUGAAAGGGUUAAUUACAGUAGCAUGUAUGCCUCCUCCUGUAUCCAGUGCAGUUAUUUUGACUAGAGCUGCCCAAGGAAAUGAAACAGCUGCUAUAUUCAACUCAAUAUUGGGAAGUUUUCUAGGAAUUAUUAUAACUCCUCUACUAUUACUGUUCAAUUUGGGGUCUACUACUGUUGUUCCACUAUUAGACACAGUGAUUCAGCUUCUUACAACAGUGGUUAUUCCACUUGUACUAGGCCAAGGCAUUAUAAAAUUCACAAGCUUUAGAGGUCAUACUUUACCUUUGAAUGCUGUUAGCCAGUGUGCCCUUUUAUUUGUAAUAUACACUACAUUUUGUGAUACUUUUCUUGUACCAGAAAGUGGGAUGUCUGCUUUGGAUGUUAUAUUCACAGUUUUUUCAGUGUUGAUAUUACAAGUGAUUCUUAUGUUCCUCAGUUUCAAAUUUGCAAGCAGUAUGAAAAAGCAUUUUGAUGCACAAGACAUCAUUGCUAUUGUUUUCUGUUCAACACAUAAAUCUUUGACAUUGGGCAUUCCAAUUCUCAGGAUAAUGUUCCAUGGUUAUUCCCAUUUGAGUCAGAUAAGUUUACCUCUGUUGGUUUAUCAUCCCACCCAAAUUAUUCUAGGUGGAUUGAUGGUGUCUCAGCUCAAGGACUGGGUGCAUUCUCAGAGAGUUAAAAGACCACCAGUGUGAUUUGCUAAUAUUAGGUAUUUAUUAUUUUUUAUAUUAUCAUAGGGAUAAACAACUAAGAGUGAUAAAUAAAUGAGUCUUUUCUGGCCCAUGAUAACUAUUAUUCUGAAAAUGGUACAUUUAAUGUAUGACACAGGAGGACAACUUAAAUUCAUCAGAAUAAUUUGUAAAUCUAGCAAUUCACAUUUUUUAAAUGUUAUUUCAUACAAGGAGAAUUACAUUUUACAUUCUAAUUUCCGAACAAAAAACCGGCUAUUUCCGAAGGCAAGACAAAAAUUACUUCUUGGCAGAUACUAUCUUUUCGUCGGCAAACACUUUUCGUCUGCUGCAGUGUUGCCAGUUCUACUGAUUUUUCAGCAGAUCUGAUUUGCAUAUUGAUCUACUGAAACAUUUCAUAAUUUACUGAAACAUAU
Molecule: messenger RNA, 1483 nt
Organism: Phaedon cochleariae (mustard beetle)
Lineage: Eukaryota; Metazoa; Arthropoda; Insecta; Coleoptera; Chrysomelidae
Source: the annotation of a GenBank genome assembly